This is a messenger RNA of Polypterus senegalus (gray bichir), 1737 nucleotides long. RefSeq names its product E3 SUMO-protein ligase ZBED1-like. The transcript is spliced from 2 exons. Gene Ontology annotation, molecular function: protein dimerization activity. NCBI's taxonomy places the organism in Eukaryota, Metazoa, Chordata, Cladistia, Polypteriformes, Polypteridae. The coding region runs from base 1 to 1737 and encodes 578 amino acids. The record is from RefSeq and is a predicted model, not a curated record.
AUGAGGAGCCAUUUGUUAAAUCAUCACCCCGAAAAGUUACGUGAAGAUACGAGGAGCAAAAUCCAGUCGGGCCAAAAGACUAUAAAAGAAGCGUUUACAGCCUCACUCCCCCACAACAGUGCGAGAGCACAAGAAAUCACAAGAGGCAUUGGUGAAUAUAUAGCCAAAGGCCUACGGCCCUUUUCGGUGGUGGAUAAUGAAGGUUUUAAGAGGUUAGUAAACAUGCUGGAGCCAAAGUAUAAAAUCCCGUCGCGGGAUAGUCAAACUAUUUUACCAGCUCUUUACAAAGAGACAAGGGCGAAAGUUGCACAGAGCAUCAAGCAAGCAGAGUGCAUCUCAAUCACCACAGAUGGGUGGACUUCACGAGCUACUCAGAGCUAUGUUACCAUCACAGCAAGUGCUAUGACAAGUGAAUGGGAGAUAAAAACUUUUGUCCUACAGACACGGGUACUCUUUGAGUCACACACUGGACACAACAUAGACAAGGUGUUAAAAUCCGCUGUUUCAGAGUGGGAGCUUGACAUGAUUUACAACAACAAUCACCAGGGCAUUGCUGUGGUUACUGACAAUGCAAGAAACAUGGGUGUAGCGGUGAAUGAGGCUGGUCUGUCCCCACAUGUAAAGUGUUUUGCUCACACCUUAAAUCUUGCGUCCCAGGCAGGUUUGAAGGUAAACCGUGUCAGUCGUCUGCUUGGCAGAGUGAGGCGUGUAGCAGCAUUUUUUCACCGCAGUUCAACUGCAACAGCUGUGCUGACCUCCAAGCAGCAAAUGUUAAACCUGCCAGUACAUAAACUGAUAAUGGAUGUAGUAACUAGGUGGAACAGCUCACUUGACAUGAUUGAGCGCUACCUGGAGCAACAACAGGCAAUUGCUGCAGCCCUACUGAGUUCUGAAGUCAGGAGCAAUGCACUUGAAAUAGACACUCUAGACGCAGCUGACAUCGCAGAUGCUGAGGAGAUCGUUAAACUGCUCACACCCUUGAAAAAAGCAACCACUGUGCUGUGCGACGAAUCUCGACCAACAAUCUCUCUUAUCAUGCCUCUCAAACACAUGAUUCAAGUGAGCAUGGCACUGUGCGAUGUAGACUCAAACACCAUCUCUCAAAUGAAGGCAGCAAUACUGAAUGAUUUGGCAGACCAUUACCAAGGGGAGCAAGCAGAGUUUCUGUAUGAGAGCAGUGCGUUGGACCCCCGGUUCUGGGCCCUCCCCCAUCUGGAUAACAGCGAAAGGGAUGAAAUUUUCAACAGGCUCAAGUUAAAAGCAACACAGAUGCAGAACCAGAACCCUAGUGAAGAGGACGGUGCAGCACCAGGCAGCCAUGAACAUGUAGCUGGACACUCAAAAACUGACCUGCCACAAAAAGCACAUGUUGUGGGAGGUGUCUCUCCUCCAUCCAAAAAGACUGCUCUUGAAGAUCUCCUUGGAGAUUCUUUUAGUCAAGGGGACAGCAGAACACAGCACACUGCUCAGAUUGAUGCAGACAUUGACGUGUACCGCAAAGAGACCCCUAUCUCACACAUGGCUUGUCCUCUCAAGUGGUGGAAAGACAAUGCACAACUGUACCCACUGCUGUCAACCUUGGCCAAGUCAUAUCUCUCUGUCCCAGCAACCUCAGUCCCAAGUGAGAGGGUUUUUUCUGUUGCAGGGGACGUUGUAAAUGCCCAGAGAUCCCAGCUUUCACCAGAUAAUGUUGAUAUGCUAAUUUUCCUUAAAAAAAAUCUGUCUCUGUCUGAAUAA